UGGUGGGAAAUAAUUCAACGGUUAACAAAUACUUGAAAAGUGUUGGCUGAAGGGGGGAUGGGUGUAUUAUUGUGGACUGACAUUCUUGACCCCAGUUGACCGCAUGGGUCAGCGCCUUAAAGCACUGGAUCACCAGAGUGCCGUAUAGUAUCUUUAAAAUAUACCCAGCAAACAUCUGUUGAAAUUUCCAAAAAUGACAACAAUUGCAGAAGGAGCAUUCAGGUUUAUUUGCAACAUCUCAAUAAUCUCCAUACGGACACAUGAUUGAGUUAUGUCCCUCUUGCUCCCCUUCCCCCACUUGCUCAACAUUGCUUGCACACCAAAGAACCCCUCCCACAUUUUUGCCUGACUUUAAAGACAACAAGUGAGUUCUCCAAAUGUCUCUAAACAUUUUCAUUCCCUGCUUUCUCUACCUAGAUAUUGUGAGCGCAGCAGAAGAAAUGGAAGCUAUUGGUGAAACUGAAGGUUCCUUCUUCAUCCUUGUGUAACUUUUUACCCAAAUGAAGAGCUACAACUAGCUGAAGGCAAGUGAAGAAGGCGGAACCCCCACACCUCAUGCGUGGGCUCGGCCAAGGUCCGAGCGGAUACGGGUCUGACAAAUAUGGGUGUGCUCCAGCUCCACAACCCCACCCACCCCGGCACGCUUCUGCAGCGCGCCAAUCAGAUGCGUCUGACCGGCACCUUGUGUGAUGUCAUCAUCACGGUGGACGGCCAGGAGUUCCCGGCGCACCGCACCGUCCUGGCCUGCACGAGCAAAAUGUUUGAGAUAUUGUUCCACCGCAGCAGCUUACGCUACGCCCUGGACUUCCUGUCCCCCAAGACCUUCCAGCAGAUCCUGGAGUACGCCUACACCGCCUCGCUCCAGGCCACGGCCGAGGACCUGGAUGACCUGUUGUACGCCGCCGAGAUCCUGGAGAUCGAGUACCUGGAGGAGCAGUGCCUGAAGGUGCUGGAGACCAUCCAGGCGGAGGAGAGCGAGGAGGUGGCGGCGAAGACUCCCGGCUCGGGGGACCACAGCGACCACAGCAGGGCGAGGCACUGGCGGCACAUGUUGAUGUCCAAGAAGCAUACCAUACAGGACGGACACAACCGCGUCACCCCCACCGCUCUCCACCACCUGGCGCUCUACCACAUGACGGAGGGGAGCUCCCCUGGCCCGGAGCCCAAGGCGGCUCCUGAUCUGAGCCCCAAGUUGGACACGGAGGAAGACAUGGAAAGCUCCCAGCAGCCUCCGCGUGACCGCUCAGAGCUACCCCAAGCCUCAAUCCUGGAUCCCGGCAGAAGCAUCAAAUCAGAGAGCAUGCAGGUGGACGACGCCGACGGCUGCGAGGGCCGCUCCUCCAGCGCCGGAGAGGGAAGAUGCACGUCAGAGCAUCCCAGGGACGAGGGCCCGGGAACGCCGCUGAGAGGCAGCGUCAUCACCAGCGCUCGGGAGCUGCACAUAGGCCCGGAAGACGGAGGCCAAGUGGCGGGGAGCCCCCUCGACUGUUUCCCCGGGAUCUCCGAGAAACAUCUGGCCUCCAUGUACUCCGUGCCCUCCAACCACACGGGGGAGGGGAUGCUGCCGGUGUCUGUUUCGGCGGCCCCGUCCCUGGGCGUGCCGCUGGACCCGAGGGCCUACAGCGGCCUCCUGCACCAAGGCCUGCUGCACCGGGAGCUCCUCAGCAGGCUGGGCCAGUUCGCGGCGGGGAUGAGGCACGAGGGCCAGGCCCCAGGCCAGCAGUGCUGUGGCGAGUGUGGCCUUCAGCUGCACAGCAGGCAGGCCAUGGAGCAGCACAGGAGGCUGCACAACGAGGAGAAAGGCCACGGCUGUGAAUACUGUGGCAAACACUUCCAGGACAGCAUGCGGCUAAGGAUGCACAUGCUGUCUCACACAGCUCCUGCAGAGGCGCUGGUGUGUGAUCAGUGCGGAGCGACGUUCUCCUCAGAGGACGCUCUGGAAGCCCACAGGCAAACGCACACAGGGACUGACAUGGCGGUGUUCUGUCUGCUGUGUGCGAAGCGCUUCCAGACCCAGAAGGCCCUGCAGCAGCACAUGGAGGUCCACGCAGGCAUGCACAGCUACAUCUGCAGCCACUGCGAGCGCCCCUUCCCCAGCCACACGACCCUCAAAAGACACUUGCGCUCGCACACGGGCGAUCACCCGUUCGAGUGCGAGUUCUGCGGGAGCUGUUUCAGAGACGACGGCACGCUGAGGGGCCACAAGCGCAUCCACACAGGGGAGAAGCCUUAUGAGUGCAACGGCUGCGGGAAGAGGUUCAGCCUCAAACACCAGCUAGAAACACACUACCGUGUACAUACGGGCGAGAAGCCGUUCGAGUGUAAGCUGUGUCACCAACGUUCCAGAGACUACUCGGCGAUGAUCAAGCACCUGCGCACGCACAACGGGGCGUCUCCGUACCAGUGCACCGUCUGCCAGGACUUCUGCCCCAGCCUGGCCUCCAUGCAGAAGCACAUAAAGGGCCACAAGCCGGAGGACGUGCCGGCGGACUGGAGGAUAGAAAAGACUUACCUGUACGUCUGUUACGUCUGAGCGGGACUUGGACCCGUCCCCCGUGUCCCCCGUGUCCCCCGUGUCCCCCCCCCCCCCCUCCCCUCCCCGCCCGCACACGCUGUCACUGUUGGGUGAAAACCUCGUUACUCCAGUGUUGCUGUUUUUUUGGUUUUGUUUUUUCAUGCUGAAAGAUUACAUGUCUCUCUAUGGGUUUAAAAAAAAAAAAAACAAUGUCUGACGGAGUUUGGAUGAACUGGAAAAAAAGACAUUGUGGUAAGUUGUCACUCUGGGAGAUACAAGGUUUCUACCUGACAACUGAGAUCAACGGUGUUGACACACUAGGGCUGGGACUUUAGUUUCAGUAUCAAUUAGAUUAUUUUUUACUAUGAAGUGAGAGAUGGUCUAGAAUGAAAAAUGUCAGAAAAGUAGUCACAUUUUGGUGACAUCUUCAAAUAACUGCUGUUAUGUUGUCCGACCAACUGUCCAGUCUGAAGAGAUCCAGUUUACAAUGAUAUGAAACGAUGAAAAGCAGCACGUUAAGAAUAUUUAGCAUUUUCCCCAAGAAAUGACUUAAACUCAAAGUUUCUUGACCACUUACUAUUUUAGCCCUCGUGCACAUAAGCAGACACGCACUCUCCCUCCUUCCCUCACACAGCGUUCAGCUAAUGGCUGCAGCUGGAAAGGAUCCACUGUGGUUACAAUGAAAGCAACCAUGGCUGUGACUGCUCACCUGUAUAUGUAGCAGGAAUCUUUUGAUCGAGUGAUUGACUGAUUGAUGGAUUGAUUGAUUGAUUGAUUGAUUGCCAAACCAGAGUCAUCUUCUCGGAAGGGGCAGUAGAUGAAAAUGAUUCCAUGAAGGCUUCAUUGGCUGAAAUUUGCAACAUUAUCUUACUUAAAUUCCUGUGAGUUCUUUUUAGUUUUAUUUCCUGCUGUUUUAUGUUGGAGUUGUUUUUUUAUGUUGCAUGUACUUGAAUGGCUGCCACCUUUUGACCUCAUCUCUUUAAUUGCCUUUUCUUUCUUGCGGUGGGUGGUUUUUUUUUUUCGAGAUUCAAAUUGCUGACAAUUUGAGUUUCUUUUGCAAUGCAACCGGUUUUGCUAUUUAUAUUUUGUUUAUUACCAAAUAUGGGUUGGUUUUAAUCACAUUUUGUGUCGUCUUGGUAGGAUCUUUGAGGGAGAGUUUUACCUCUUCUAACUUUUAGACCUACUGCAAAUUAUUCAGUCGCUAGUUUUAAUUUUGAACCAAUACAUCAUUUUUUUUCAACGGACACGCAGCGAAAUAAAAAACAGCCUCUUUUAUGUGUACGUUUUUAUCAUUAGCUAUAUAUAGAUGUCUUAUAAGAUUAAUGAAUCUGAAUUUCUGAGGAGAAAAUUUAAGAGAACAUGAGAGGAAGUUGUUGUUUUUUAUACAAAACCUGAAAAGAAAAUUCUGACAUUGAAUCACUAUGAGCAGGUUUUUGUCAGUUGUAGUGUAGCUGUAAUGUACAACUUGUCACGGUAUGUUAUUCCCUAAUGUGAGCCUAACACAGGCCGUAUAGAUUUAAACAUGUUGUAUUUUUGUAUUACAGUAAUUUGCUAUCUGUUUACAUUUGGUAUGAUUUGAGAAACAUCUUAAUGUUUGUGUGUGUGUGUGUGUUUUAUAAGUCUCUGAUUUGAUUAAGAUCCCUCCCUCGUGCCUCUUUUAUAACUAGAGCAUUGAUGUGCUUGAGUACAUGGGUCUGUGCUACUGGUUGUUGUUUCUGGGUGUUUGUUUAUUGUUACUUAAUUAAAGAUAGACUGCCAUGUAGAUCCACUUUGUCUGAACAUUGCAACUGGAAGAAACAUACUGUGAUCGUCACUCAGAGACAUGUGCGUACUUUUUACAUCACGGCCGCUUGCGACUUGCAUCAAACAGGUCCCUUCAACGUGACAAUGGACUGAGAUUUCUGGAUGAAAACAGUGUGUAUUGCAAAUCUGGGCAUCGGUGGGCAUUACCAAUGCCCACCUCAGUAGCCAACAACACUCAGUGCCAUGAAAACACACAUUCACUGUAUCUAUUCUACAUGAACAUGCACUAUAAAUGGAUUUCCUUGGUGGACCAAAAGAAACAGAGCACUUUUGUUUUGAAAAAGGGUUUAUUCUUUGAUCUUUCUAUGUUGUGAUAAUGCAAAUGUCCUUUUAUUUGAUGUGUCCUAGAAGGAUGUAAUUAGCAUUGUUUAGAUUAUGUCAAUGUCUGUCUACCUCAGGGCCAGAUCAAAGCUCGACCUGGUAUCCAAUCAGGGUUGUUCCUCUUGCCAUGUGUGCAGUAAAAUCCCUCUUCAUUACAGCUUUGUAACACAGUGUGUGAAAGUGUUUUCUCAGUGUGGAUUCAGGCACAACUCUGUAUGCGUCAGUGUUCGGUGGCAUGGUUUAAAAAAAAAAAAAAGAAUAAAACUAUUUACUAUUU
Messenger RNA from Pungitius pungitius (ninespine stickleback), 4916 nucleotides. RefSeq names its product zinc finger and BTB domain containing 16b (gene zbtb16b). Gene Ontology annotation, cellular component: nucleus. The transcript has 7 exons. Gene Ontology annotation, biological process: regulation of transcription by RNA polymerase II. Bases 602 to 2533 code for a protein of 643 amino acids. NCBI's taxonomy places the organism in Eukaryota, Metazoa, Chordata, Actinopteri, Perciformes, Gasterosteidae. The record is from RefSeq and is a predicted model, not a curated record. Gene Ontology annotation, molecular function: DNA-binding transcription factor activity, RNA polymerase II-specific; protein binding.